Molecule: messenger RNA, 339 nt
Organism: Trichomonas vaginalis G3
Lineage: Eukaryota; Parabasalia; Trichomonadida; Trichomonadidae
Exons: 1
Source: RefSeq, a predicted model, not a curated record
AUGACCGAAGAAGUUGAAACGGUAGAUUUGACACCACAAACAAAAAGUUCAGAACCAUUGUCAAAACCCGUCAAAGAACUUACAGAUGAAGAGAAAAAUUCAAUAAUAGAAAGUGCCAGGUCUGGAAAUACAAACCCUAACUAUAAAGUCACUUUUCAUAGAAAUGGAACGGCUAGUAUCUCAAAAAAGAAACAGACUCUCACAAAUAAAAUAUUGAAGUCUGAAGGAGCUUUCGAGACAACAGAUGGAAAAGUUUACUUCACUGACCAACAGUUCAUUAUAGAACAUCUCAUUGACUUAGAGUCGAAAUAUUCUAAACUUUACAACAAACACAAAAAG